GAGCCUCGCCCAGGAUCCCUCUGGCUCCACCAAAUGCUGGGGACCAGCUCCCCCAGGCUGAAGGAGACAAGUCUGGACCAGAAUGAGGCCCCAGUGAAAACGGCCGCCGCCUGAGAUUCAGAUCAUGUACUUGUACAGGUGCCUGGCGCCCGAGGAGAGCUUCUGGCCUCAGCCACUGCCCUUCACCUGCACCCACCUGCCCGCCUCUCUGCUGCUGCCCCCCAUCCAAGCCCACAAUUUCUGCAGCCGACCCUGGAGCCUGAGCGCGGGCAAGUGGACGGCCCCACGAGAAUAUCACUGCUUCUACGGCCCAGGCGCAUCUCUGGCCGCCGCACCGCCUGGGUGGGCCUUCCCGCCUGUCUACGGCCCGGCCCCGCGCCCCCUCUUCCUGGCUGCCAGCGUUCCGGGUCCAUCUCCGCAGACACUCGCGGCGGGGGCCAGGGCGGAGACGACCGAGGAUGAGAGCUGGGCGCCUUGGCCAGAGGGCAGCAGCCUGGACACCGAGCUGCACUGGGGACGUGUGCAGCGCGCGCAGGGCCCACGCCUCCAGCUGCCCGAUUUCGUGCGCCGCGAGUUGCGGCGCGUGUACGGCACGUACCCGCGCACUGACGUGCGCGUCACCCACCGCCGCGGCGAGUUUCUGCUGCAGGCGGCGCCGCGCGUCGGCGAGCCAGAGUACCGCGUGGAGAGGCGCGUGGUGCGCCGGCCCGCCAGCGCCAAAAGCGGCGGCAGCUCAGCCCGGAAGGCCGCGGAGCGCGACCGCCCCGGGAAGAGGAGAGGCCUGAGCUGAUGGAGCCGCCGGGUCGGGCGACCGGCCGGCGAGAACGCGUGCGCCUCUCCUUGCGCCUGCCGCCGCCAGCCGGCAGGACAGAGGCCGCACAUGUGCCCGGGAGCCGGGUGCGCCUCACCUGUCUCUGGUUUUUUCCAUGACUGCCCACCGCCCCCACUCCUGCACUUCCUUAUUUUCUUUCGUGUUAUUGCUGGACGUUGGGGGAGGAUAUCUCUGGGUGUUCUAUUCUUUCCUUUUUGAGACUUAAGAAACGGGGAGUGGGACCCUUCGUUUCCUCCCUCCUCCCAUCUUCUCCUAAAAAGCCUACUCUGCUGUGAGCCCCAACUUUCCCCUCCUUUACUCCCUCUGCUAGAGCUCCCCUACUCCCCACACAGCUGAGGGAGCUACUUGAUCCCCAGCUUGUAAAGAAAAGUAAAUAAAUGAGUGAGUCAGGUUACACUACGAGAUCAUUUUUAUUUGUGGGGUGGUGUUUCCUUAGUGUAAAGGGAGCUUUACGUCCCUCUUUGGAAUACAAGAAGGUAAGGUAGGGGCUGGGGAGUGGGUUAAGUUAUAGUGGCCCUCUGGAUUAAGUGUGCACCCUGACCACUGGGACUACCUCCCCUCUUCACUUUCCCUCCAGUGUGCAGGCCAACACCUAGGCUUCAUUGGUUCUGUGGACCACCAUCUACAGAUUCUGAGGGCAUAAACUAUGUUGUUGAAGUGUGGAAGGCCAGGGAAGGGAUGCCUGAGACCUGAGUUUAGGGCUGGCUUUGACAUUUUCUACCUUGUAACUUUUUUUUGAGACAAAGCCUCAAGCUGUCGCCCAGGGCAUCACAGCUCACAGCAACCUCCAACUCCUGGACUUAAACGAUUCUUUUGCCUCAGCCUCCCAAGUAGCUGUGACUACAGACUCGCCACAAUGCCCAGUUAUUUUUUGGUUUUAGUUGUCAUUGUUGUUUGGCAGGCCUGGGCUGGAUUCGAACCUGCCAGCUCUGGUGUAUGUGGCUGGUGCCUUAGCUGCUUGAGCCACAAGCACCGAAGCCCCCCCCUUUUUUUUCUAUGCAUGUAAUAUUAACUACAUAAAAAGAAUG
Messenger RNA from Nycticebus coucang (slow loris), 1860 nucleotides. It is a transcript of the gene C3H10orf95, whose product is annotated as chromosome 3 C10orf95 homolog. The record is from RefSeq and is a predicted model, not a curated record. The transcript has 2 exons. NCBI's taxonomy places the organism in Eukaryota, Metazoa, Chordata, Mammalia, Primates, Lorisidae. Bases 125 to 790 code for a protein of 221 amino acids.